Messenger RNA from Hemiscyllium ocellatum (epaulette shark), 1775 nucleotides. RefSeq names its product serine/threonine protein kinase 26 (gene stk26). Lineage: Eukaryota; Metazoa; Chordata; Chondrichthyes; Orectolobiformes; Hemiscylliidae. The transcript is spliced from 11 exons. Bases 1 to 1305 code for a protein of 434 amino acids. Gene Ontology annotation, molecular function: protein kinase activity; ATP binding. The record is from RefSeq and is a predicted model, not a curated record. Gene Ontology annotation, biological process: protein phosphorylation.
AUGUGGGAAGUGAUACGGAGUAAACUGGUGGACUUGCAGGCUAGCAAGACCCCAGAUCAAGAACCUGUUAUGUUGCGGAAGUACAGCUGGAAUCACCGGGCAGAUCCUGAGAGACUGUUCACCAAACUAGAGCGGAUCGGAAAGGGGUCUUUUGGUGAAGUCUUCAAAGGAAUUGAUAACCACACACAGCAAGUAGUUGCUAUCAAAAUCAUCGACCUUGAAGAAGCCGAAGAUGAAAUUGAAGAUAUCCAACAGGAAAUAACCGUCUUAAGCCAAUGUGAUAGUCCGUAUGUAACAAAAUAUUUUGGAUCAUAUUUAAAGGGGACGAAGUUAUGGAUCAUCAUGGAAUAUUUGGGAGGUGGUUCAGCCUUGGAUUUGCUCCAAGCUGGGCCCUUUGAUGAAUUCCAAAUUGCAACCAUGCUGAAGGAAAUCCUCAAAGGCUUGGAUUAUCUGCACUCCGAGAAAAAGAUUCAUAGGGACAUUAAAGCUGCCAAUGUCUUGUUAUCGGAACAAGGUGAUGUGAAGUUGGCGGACUUUGGUGUGGCUGGUCAGCUGACUGAUACGCAAAUUAAACGGGACACUUUUGUCGGUACUCCUUUCUGGAUGGCACCCGAGGUCAUUCAGCAAUCUGCUUAUGACUCCAAGGCAGACAUUUGGUCAUUAGGAAUUACAGCCAUUGAGCUGGCCAAAGGUGAGCCACCCAACUCAGACAUGCAUCCGAUGAGAGUGUUAUUUCUUAUACCGAAAAACAACCCACCAACUCUCAGUGGAGAGUUCAGCAAGUCCUUUAAGGAGUUUGUUGACGCCUGUUUGAAUAAGGACCCUUCCUUUCGUCCGACAGCCAAGGAACUGCUCAAGCACAAAUUCAUCAUUAAAAACUGCAAGAAGACCUCUUAUUUAACAGAACUAAUUGACGGGUACAAGAGGUGGAAGGCAGAAGGACACAGUGAUGAUGACUCCAGUUCGGAUGAGUCAGAUUCUGGAAGCAAUGACAAGGACAGCAAAAACUCCAAACCUAUCGAGUGGUCCUUCACCACAGUUCGAAAGAAACCAGACCCAAAGAAACUGCAGAAUGGAACAGACCAAGAUGUCAAGACGUUAUCAGCAUGUUUAUCGACUGUGAUUGCUCCUCUCUUUGCUGAGCUUAAGGAACAGGAAAGAGGCAAUGCAGAGAAGACUGGAGCAAUAAGUGAACUAGAGAAAAGCAUUAACAUGGUGGAAGCAAGCUGCCCAGGCAUCACAGAGAAGAUGAUAAAGAAGCUAAUAGACAGGUUUCAAAGGUUUUCAGCCACUGAUGCAUCUUAAAGACAUUACCACCGACUCGGAUUCCUUUUAAUCAGACUCAACUGCCCAUACCGAGCGACAUCUCCAGAAACAGAACUGAGGUGUCUUCUCACCUCCCUGCAACUUUGUUCUUUCUCAAAACACUCUGAACUCCUCAAUAUUUUUAACAAGGGGUUGCAUCAAAAAAGAACCUGCUGAAGGAAAAGGAAAAGAACUCCCAGUUGACUACAGGAAUGCCUGAAAUAAUUGAUUUUGUUUUUAAACAGAGGAACUGAAAUAGAAAUGUCAAAUCCUAGCACUGAUCUAAGUGCCAUCUUUUAUGGUGAUGUCUGCUUAGAAAAAUGCAAAGCAUUUAUUUGACAGAAAUUCCAAUGAAGCCCAACUGUGAUUAGUCAUAAUGCCUCUCAGAAUUGAGGGGUUUGAUUGUAGAUUGGAGAAAAGUGCCCCUUACCUUGAAAAGCUGGAACAGAUAUUUGAUCCUCCACACACCC